GUUUGGACGUCAAGAGUUUCGGCGAUUAUUGGGUUCUGGUGUAAUGCAGCUUGCACAUUUAUCCAUUAGGCUGGGAUAUGGAAAUCUGAAAAUGAUUCAUUAGUAAAUUAUUGAAAUAUCUGAACUGCGAAAAAGCUCAAACAUACUGAGUGCAGCAGUGGUUUGAAACUCCUGGUAAUUAAAGCGCUUAAGAAGAGAUGAACUCUGUGGUGAAGAAAUCCCUGCGAGCCCCGUUCCGACAGAUGACCAGCUGCCUGUCAGGGGUCCAGGACGGGUUCAGUCGGAAAAACAAGACGGUCCGGAGGAAGAGUGCGCCCUGUUGCUACGGUCAAACCGCACACGACUCUUCUUGGAUAAGGGCCUACCAAGCAGAACUGCACAGGGAAAGGAAACUGAGGCAAGUGAAGUUUGCGCAGAAGAGUGUGGAGAGAGCAGCAGAUAGAGCGCAUAACAGAAGUCCACAUCGUUUCUCAAAGCCACCUGUAGCAAGGACACAAAGCAAGAGGGCCACCAAAAAUGAUGACUCUCUUUUUGGUGCCUUCCAAGGGCUCAGGCUCAACAUGGGUGGAGCACAGUCUUCCAUGCCGACACCAGCAAGUGCAGAUCAAUGUAAAGUCAUGUGACGACAGAAGAUAAUCCAAAUGACUGUAAAUCUGAUCAUGUGACAUCUUUGAUCACCCUUGUCCAGUUUCUCACCCGAUUAUCCUUUAUUAUUGUUAUAUUGCAAACUUAAGUCCUA
Messenger RNA from Triplophysa dalaica, 739 nucleotides. RefSeq lists its product as uncharacterized. The transcript has 4 exons. The record is from RefSeq and is a predicted model, not a curated record. Bases 198 to 623 code for a protein of 141 amino acids. NCBI's taxonomy places the organism in Eukaryota, Metazoa, Chordata, Actinopteri, Cypriniformes, Nemacheilidae.